Molecule: messenger RNA, 801 nt
Organism: Penicillium cosmopolitanum
Lineage: Eukaryota; Fungi; Ascomycota; Eurotiomycetes; Eurotiales; Aspergillaceae
Exons: 2
Coding region: 1-801 (266 amino acids)
Molecular function (GO): FMN binding
Source: RefSeq, a predicted model, not a curated record
AUGGCCACAGCCGAUAACGCGCCAGCUCCUUGGCGCGAUCUGCUCAAGUCCCAUAUGGACCAAACCCCAGGCUACGAAUUCACAAUUGCCACUGUGGGAUUUGACGAGAAUCAGAGACCAAUUCCCCGUGUCCGUACUUGUGGCUGUCGCGGCUUUUUUCCGGAAGUAAAGCUUCACCCGAAAUCAAAAGAAGAUAUGGAGCAGCAGGUCAAAGAUGGCGGUAACCCGGAUACAUAUGAGAGUGACAUGCUAUGCUUUACUACUGAUAUUCGGAUGGAGAAGCUAGACCAACUCGAAACUUCCGGCCAUGCGGUUGAAGCUGUUUUCUGGUUGAAAGAUGUGAUGACCCAAUGGCGGGUGAAGGGGAAGGCAUUUGCGAUUGGCGAUCCGAGAGGAGAAGAUUUGGAACGGGAAAAGGACGCCCGCAAGGAGCUCCACACUUUCUUGAGGGUCAAGAAGAACUGUGAUGGUUCUAUCAGUGAUUGGACUUGGGAUAGAGCGACUACGAAGUACUUUGCGAACCACUCGCCACUCGCAAGAGGCUCAUUUAAAUUUCCAUCUCCCGGGCUACCUCGAUCCCAGGAUCCUAAGGAUCCAGCUUUGCAGAUGGGACAGAGAGUGACAGAUUUACACGACCCCGUGGCUCGGGGGAACUUUAGGGUCGUGGUUAUUCAACCAGAGGAGGUCGAGCGACUGGAUCUUUCAAACCAGGAAGACAUGCGGAGAUGGAAAUGGACUCGAAGUAGCAGUAAUGCCGAAAAAGGUCAGUCCGGUUGGAUUGAGACAGAAGUAUGGCCAUGA